Messenger RNA from Girardinichthys multiradiatus, 1443 nucleotides. It is a transcript of the gene slc25a3a, whose product is annotated as solute carrier family 25 member 3a. Gene Ontology annotation, cellular component: mitochondrial inner membrane. Gene Ontology annotation, biological process: mitochondrial phosphate ion transmembrane transport. Bases 163 to 1236 code for a protein of 357 amino acids. NCBI's taxonomy places the organism in Eukaryota, Metazoa, Chordata, Actinopteri, Cyprinodontiformes, Goodeidae. The record is from RefSeq and is a predicted model, not a curated record. The transcript has 8 exons. Gene Ontology annotation, molecular function: phosphate transmembrane transporter activity.
GUUGUCCUAUUGGACAAAGAAGCACACGAUCCCGCCCAGGAAUUAUGGUGACGUCAUGAAAGGACAAAUUGGUUUAUCGCGAGGUCAUCCAGCCUCUCCGAGCAGCCGGCUGCGGUAAAGCGGAGGCGCCAUCUUAAGAGACUGAACCGUAGCUCCGCCACCAUGUACCCGACUUCUCUGACACAGCUGGCGAGGGCCAACCCGUUCAGCGCCCCUCUGUUCACCCUCCAGAAAGCGGAAGAACCCCAACACAGCCUCAAUGGACAAAGGCCUCGCAGACUGGCUGCAGCCGCGGCAGCAGACGAGGAUGUCAGCUGCGAGUUUGGCUCCUCCAAGUACUAUGCCCUGUGCGGCUUUGGUGGUAUCCUGAGCUGCGGCAUCACACACACCGCAGUGGUGCCCCUCGACCUUGUCAAGUGCCGUUUGCAGGUGAAUCCUGAUAAAUACAAGAGCAUUGGCAACGGCUUUGCAGUGACCGUAAGGGAGGAUGGCAUGAGAGGCCUGGCAAAGGGCUGGGCCCCUACCUUCAUUGGCUACUCCAUGCAGGGGCUUUGCAAGUUCGGCUUCUACGAGGUCUUCAAGAUUCUGUACAGCGACAUGAUGGGAGAGGAAAAUACCUACCUGUGGAGGACAUCACUGUACCUGGCUGCUUCAGCCAGCGCAGAGUUCUUUGCUGACAUCGCUCUGGCUCCCAUGGAGGCUGCGAAGGUUCGUAUCCAGACCCAGCCUGGCUACGCCAACACCCUCAGAGAGUGUGCCCCUAAGAUGUUUGCAGAGGAAGGACUCUGGGCGUUUUAUAAGGGUGUGGUGCCCCUGUGGAUGAGGCAGAUCCCCUACACCAUGAUGAAGUUUGCCUGCUUCGAGCGCACUGUAGAGAUGCUUUACAAGUAUGUUGUUCCUAAGCCCCGCAGCGAGUGCAGCAAAUCUGAGCAGCUUGUUGUCACCUUUGUGGCGGGCUACAUCGCUGGUGUGUUUUGUGCCAUUGUGUCACAUCCUGCUGACUCUGUGGUGUCUGUACUGAACAAGGAGAAGGGCAGCACAGCUGUCCAGGUCCUAAAGAAGCUGGGACCCAAAGGUGUAUGGAAAGGUCUGGUUGCCCGUAUCAUCAUGAUCGGUACUCUGACAGCCCUGCAGUGGUUCAUCUACGACUCUGUGAAGGUGUACUUCCGUCUGCCCCGUCCCCCUCCUCCAGAGAUGCCAGAGUCCCUGAAGAAGAAGCUCGGCCUCACAGAGUGACACUGCCCUCACCACCCCCUGCAGUCUUCAACUGAAAUUUCUAAAACACACACUGCAGUUUGUUCUGUCCUCGGCUCCACACUGAGCAAGAGACUGCUCCUUUUCUCCCUGAACGACCCGGAGAAGAAGCGACCUGUAUUGUUUUAUUGAUCCCCGUGUUAGAAUAAAUAUGUGAAAAUUCUAAUAAAAUAAAUUCCCUGGAAAAUA